This is a messenger RNA of Cladophialophora psammophila CBS 110553, 753 nucleotides long. RefSeq names its product carboxymethylenebutenolidase. NCBI's taxonomy places the organism in Eukaryota, Fungi, Ascomycota, Eurotiomycetes, Chaetothyriales, Herpotrichiellaceae. Gene Ontology annotation, molecular function: hydrolase activity. The record is from RefSeq and is a predicted model, not a curated record. Bases 1 to 753 code for a protein of 250 amino acids. The transcript has 2 exons.
AUGUCACACACCCAGUCCGCCGCCUGCUGCAAUACUCCGGCUGUUGUAAGCAAAGGCUAUAAAGAGAAGGGGAACUGGAUCACCGUCGACGGAUUGAAGACAUACACUACGGGUCCUUCGUCUGCAACUCAAGGCAUUCUGGUGGUCUAUGAUAUUUUUGGGUUCUUUCCUCAGACGCUGCAAGGCGCCGAUAUCCUUGCACACUCAGACAAGGACCACCAGUAUCAAGUCUACAUGCCAGACUUCUUUGAGGGGAAGCCCGCCGACAUCUCCUGGUACCCACCAGACACAGAAGAGAAGGGAAAGAAGCUGCGGGCGUUCUUCCAGACCUCGGCUGCGCCUCCAAAGACGGUCGAGCGAGUCCAGAAAGUGAUGGAGGAAUUGAAGGCGAAGAAUCCUGGUGUCAAAAGUUGGGGAAUUGUUGGCUACUGCUGGGGCGGCAAGAUUGUGAAUCUUGUAUCAGGAUCCAAUACCGUCUUCAAAGCAGCUGCAACCUGCCAUCCAGCCAUGGUCGACCCGAACGAUGCAGCUAACGUCACCAUCCCCAUGCUUGUGAUCCCGUCCAAAGAUGAAGAUCAGGCCGCGGUUGAUCAAUACGAGGCAAACCUCAAGGUGCCCCACCAGGUGGAAUGGUUCAAGGACCAAAUUCACGGGUUUAUGGCCGCCAGAAGUGACCUCGAGAAGGAUGAUGUCAAGGCCGCCUACGAGAAAGCCUAUCAGCUCCUGCUCAAUUUCUUCCACAAGCAGCUAUGA